UUUGGAGCGGUGGUUCAGUGGUAAGCGCAUUGCGCUAUGAACCCGGAGCGCGAAGGUUCGAUUCCUGGCCACGGCUAAUGCCCGUGGCCAAUGAUAUCUGAACCGGUCAUGCCUCACCCCCCCUACACCCCCCUUCCCUCCAGCCCCUUCCCAGACCUCGCCGGCGUGGCGAAGCAUAUCUCCUGCCAAACCACCGGCGGCACGGGUAAAGACGUGCAGCGCAGGGACUCCUUCAUCCAGCAGUGGAUUAGCCAUCCGCAGACUAUUAACUCAAACGUUGUUUUACGCGCACACACAUCUACCAAGACAAAUAUCCCCCGUAUAGCCUGAACAGACUUGUCGGGGCAAGUGCUGUUACACAUACACACACACAUACACACACACACGCAGAUACACACACACGCAUAUACAUACACACACACAUACACACACACAUACACACACACGCAGAUACACACACACAUACACACACAUACACACACACAGAUACACACACAUAUAUACAUACACACACACAUACACACACAUACACACACACGCAGAUACAGAUACACACACAUAUACACACACACAUACACACACGCAUAUACAUACACACGGCAAAGGCAAAGCUCCCCCGUCUAGCCUUAAAGUCUCGCGAUCCUCCUCGCGCCCGCACACAGACGCACGUGCCGCUCAUCGCACACAAUGCGUGACCACCCCUCCGCGUCUCCUCGUGUCUCACACCUGCAACCUCCUGCUCUUCACCACCACCGCCACCACCCGCUGCUCCUCCUCCUACUGCUGCAACUGCUGCACCCGCACGUCGGCCCACCCAUCCUCUGCUGGGCCAUCCGUCCAACCUUCACGUGCCCCACCAGCUGCUCGUGCAGCAGCAGCGGCACUCACAGCGCGGGCAGCAGCAGCAGCAGCAGCGUGGGCGGCGUGGCCGGCGUGGGCGUCUCGCCCGUCCACGUGGUGGACGUGGCGGGCAUCCACGUGAAGUGCAGCGGCGCCGGCUUCUCGUCCGUGCCCGAGGACCUCCCGGCGGCCACCUCGCGCCUCCUCCUCGACGCCAACCUCAUCGCGUCGCUGCCGCCCGCCGUCCUGCGCCACCUGCCCGCCCUCCGCGAGCUCGACCUGUCGGGCAACCGACUCGAGGCCAUCUCCCCGGGCGCCUUCGACGGCGCGGCGCGCUCCCUCGAGCUCCUCGACCUGUCGGCGAACCGCCUGCGCUCGCUGCGCCCCGCGUCGCUCGCCGGACUCGGCCCCGCCGUGGGAAUGUUCCUGCACGGCAACCCGUGGCACUGCGACUGCGAGCUCGCGGCGGCGCUGUCUCGCGUCACGGUGCUCGGGCCCGGGAACCGCGAGGAGAUGAAGAAGGAGGUGGCGCCGCAGCUCCCCGAGGGGGGUCCCGGGACCCCCUUUGAAGACGACGUGGGGAGCACCACGCUGUGACCCCCUUAAGGGGGUCCUUCCUUCCACCUCCUCAAGGAUCCCACCUAAUGGGUUGUUCCAUUGGCAUUGAGGCCCCCCCCCCCUCAACUCAUUUGGGGUCACCAGCAAAGUUGGGGGUUCACAAUGGGGAUGAGACGGCGCGGGUGGGGAUUGACGAUGUCCGUGUCGACGGUGGGAGGAUAGUAAC
Molecule: messenger RNA, 1624 nt
Organism: Lethenteron reissneri (Far Eastern brook lamprey)
Lineage: Eukaryota; Metazoa; Chordata; Hyperoartia; Petromyzontiformes; Petromyzontidae
Product: leucine-rich repeat-containing protein 3-like
Biological process (GO): axonogenesis; positive regulation of synapse assembly
Molecular function (GO): protein binding
Source: RefSeq, a predicted model, not a curated record